CGGAACGGACCCGGAUUUUUAUCCGGCCAAAGAUUGUCAACUCGGUAGCAUUUCUACCUACAUCUGAAUUACGUUAGAAAUGUUUUCUGCCGCCACAACGCUACAGUCUCUGUUGUUGAGACUGAUCGGACAAAAAUCUUUAUCUGUGUUCAAAAAACAUCCGAGUAGUAUUAAAAGCGGGCUACCUUCACAAAAUAUUUUAAAGGCUCUACCGAACCUUAAAAAAGCUUUGCGCAAAAUCUAAAUUUUAUCAAACUUUCACAAUUGGACGCCCCUAACGCUUAAGCUUUAAGCUUACAGCUUUAUUACCAAUAUACAACAACAAAAGUCACCAACAGAACAAACUUUUGCCGCCGAUAAUUAUCAGUGCUGAAACCACCAACAUUUGUUACAUCAAUGCACACACACAUCAGUGCACACUGCAAGCCGGUACAAACGAAAUUACCACUGACAACGAGCAACACAUAUCUUAUCGGAAACACAUAAAGUAGAAAAGGCACAAAGCAACAAAUUAAUCACUAAACAUUUGAUUAAAUAGUAUAAAGAUCACAAGCAGUAAAAUUGGAUUUGUUGAUACAUUAAUUUUCACUUUGCAAGCCAAAUUUUAUUAGUAUUUUAGCAGCCGGCAAACAAGCGAAGCCCAGUUUUUGGCACAUUGCAAGAAUGGCUACUGUGACCUAUGAAGAAGUCAAAGAUGUGCCCAAUCAGCUGAACACUUUUGUGAUUGAUGUUAGAAACAAGGACGAGUUGGCCAGAACUGGCGUGAUACCAGGAGCUAUUAGCGUGCCAAUGCCCGACCUGGAGGCCGCCUUUCAAAUGUCUGAAAAUGAUUUCAAAACUGCAUUUAAUCGCGACAAGCCGAGCACAGAGACAGUAUUGAUAUUCUCUUGUCAGGCUGGUGGGCGCGCUAAGAGAGCUUACGACUUGGCGCUAGCAAAUGGUUACAAAAACGCGAAAUACUACCCCGGCUCUUGGACUGAGUGGGCUGAAAAGGAGGGUUUGAAUAAGGCUUAAGUUGGCGCAAACGCAUAACAAAAAUGAAAUUACACUUGAAAAUAAUAUGCUUAGAACGCGUAUGUAAUAGACAAAGUAGCUUAAAAAGUUGAAAAAGUUAAAACAUAUCAAAUAUGCUUAGUAGUAACAUAUACUCGUAUAAUAAUCACUGCGUUGCCGCACUAUUGCAUGCUUACAAUCAAAAGCUAAUCAUAGCUAUAAUCGCUCUCUAUUGCAUUUAAAGUAGUACGAGUAGUAUACAAUUACUGUAGUGAGUUUAUUGAAUAAAUUACAAGUAUAUAAAUAAUUUGUGUCACUUAAUGAAUGGAAUAGAAAAAUUGACAAAA
Messenger RNA from Bactrocera oleae (olive fruit fly), 1340 nucleotides. RefSeq names its product rhodanese domain-containing protein CG4456. Lineage: Eukaryota; Metazoa; Arthropoda; Insecta; Diptera; Tephritidae. Gene Ontology annotation, molecular function: thiosulfate-cyanide sulfurtransferase activity. The record is from RefSeq and is a predicted model, not a curated record.